AUGCGCGCGUGGACUCAUUUUGUUCAUUGUGUGAUUUUGCCGUCCGACUGUAUUUAUUUAUCCAUGAUUAAGACAGCUCAUAGCGUUUCCAAUCUACGCUCUAAUUUGGAAUUAAGUCCAUGUGUGAUUAAACGUACACAAAGUUCUCAUUUCGUGCAGAUACUUGACGAAUCUAUGUGUGUUGUUCGUGAAGAUCUUACGGAAUGGUUACAACAUUAUUUAUUUUCAACGGCUAACGCAUGUCCCAUAGAAGCACAUUAUCUACUUUGUCGUUUAGCAUCAGGUCUGUGGCUCUCUAGACUAGCUUAUAAAACUACAUUAUUCGAUUUUGGAAUCAGGUUAUCAGAUUGCAUUAAAAUCAAAAUCAACACAUAA
Molecule: messenger RNA, 375 nt
Organism: Schistosoma mattheei
Lineage: Eukaryota; Metazoa; Platyhelminthes; Trematoda; Strigeidida; Schistosomatidae
Source: the annotation of a GenBank genome assembly